Molecule: messenger RNA, 1361 nt
Organism: Brassica napus (rape)
Lineage: Eukaryota; Viridiplantae; Streptophyta; Magnoliopsida; Brassicales; Brassicaceae
Product: glucuronokinase 1
Exons: 6
Coding region: 65-1147 (360 amino acids)
Molecular function (GO): ATP binding
Source: RefSeq, a predicted model, not a curated record
CAAAAGUGGAUAUUGCUAAAAAAAGAUAAAUUAAAAAAAACGUGCAAGGGGUCCAGCGGAGAAGAUGGAUCAGGAUCUGAAAUCCACCACGGGCACGGCGGCCAUCGAGCAUCGGUCGUUCGCUCGGAUCGGGUUUCUGGGGAAUCCCAGCGAUGUAUACUUCGGGCGUACAAUCUCAUUCACAAUAGGCAACUUCUGGGCGUCAGUGAAGCUGGAGCCAUCGGAACAUGUGAUAAUAAAGCCACAUCCAUUCCACGAUCUCGUCCAGUUCAACUCUCUCGACCAUCUCCUGAACCGCUUGGAGAAUGAAGGUUACUACGGUGGUGUUAGGCUGCUAAUGGCCAUUUGUAAAGUGUUCCGUAACUAUUGCAAAGAUAAUGCCAUUCAGCUUCAUCAACGAAACUUCACUCUUUACUACAACACCAAUAUCCCUAGGCAGACAGGGCUUUCUGGUUCUAGCGCCAUUGUCUCCGCUGCUCUUAGCUGCCUUCUUGACUUCUACAACGUCAGGCAUCUCAUCAAACUACAAGUUCGCCCUAACCUUGUUCUCAAUGCUGAGAAAGAGCUUGGUAUUGUCGCUGGUCUUCAGGACCGGGUUGCUCAGGUCUAUGGUGGUCUUGUUCACAUGGAUUUUAGUAAGGAGCACAUGGAUAAGCUGGGACAUGGGAUUUACACUCCUAUGGAUAUCACUCUCCUUCCACCUUUGCAUCUUAUCUAUGCUGAGAAUCCUAGCGACUCCGGCAAGGUACAUAGUAGGGUUCGACAAAGAUGGUUAGAUGGCGAUGAGUUGAUAAUCACAUCAAUGGAAGAGGUUGGAAAGCUAGCAGAAGAGGGUCGAACUGCCUUACUCGAAAAGGACCAUUCCAAGCUCGUGCAACUCAUGAACCGUAACUUCGACCUUCGGAGGAAGAUGUUUGGGGACGAAUGCUUAGGAGCAAUGAACAUAGAGAUGGUGGAAGUUGCAAGGAGGGUAGGUGCAGCUUCCAAGUUCACCGGAAGUGGAGGAGCAGUUGUGGUUUUCUGUCCUGAGGGACCAUCUCAGGUGAAGCUUUUGGAAGAAGAAUGCAAGAAAUCGGGAUUCAUACUUGAGCCAGUGAAGAUUGCACCUUCAUGCUUGAAUGAUUCUGACAUUCAAAGCCUUGGCUGAGUCUUCUUUUCUCCACGGAGAAAGCCUCAGUUACAUACAUUACAUGUGAGCUUUUAUGUCUACGUCUUUUAAUUUUUCUACGUCUUUUCCUUAGUUUAUAUCCUUUAAUAUUUUCUGUUUUGUUUUCUUCCACAUACAGUUUUUUGAAUAAGGAACUUUGAACAUUAAGAAAUCAUGUUGCAAUAAACAAAAAAAAAGCCAGAGAAAUAGUGUA